GACGGGCGCGGGGCGGCCCGUAGCCGAGCGGGUGGCGGCGGCCGAGGAAGAUGAGGGCCGCUGUGCUGCUGUGGGCCGCGCUGUGCGGAUCGCUGCUGCCGCCGAUAAAUGCAGAUGAGGGAAUCCUGCAUGCUUCUGGAAAUGGUGUAACUCCCUUAACAAAGGAUUACUGCAUAGCCUACAAUUCUAACUGGAUAACUCUCCCAAGCAGCCUGGACAAUGCUACUUUCAGGUCUCUGGAAAACCUGACUUCUACGGUACUCUGCGAUUCUUCUGAAGUUCCUGCUGUUGUAAUAAAGGACAAAGCAGUUGUUGUGAUGAGAGGAAACUGCACUUUUUUGGAGAAAGCAAAAAUUGCUCAAAGUUUGGGUGCUAAAAUGCUGUUGAUUGCCAGUAAAGCUAGGCUGUCUCCUCCUUCAGAUAACAAGACUGAUUUUGAAAAUUUAUCUCUACCAGUUGCUCUUAUAAGAUAUAAGGACAUAAUGGAUAUGCAGCUGACUCUUGGAGAUGAAAUUAAUGUGGCUCUCUAUUCACCGCCUUUGCCGGAGUUUGAUUGCAGUAUGGUUGUCAUCUUUGUAAUUGCUGUGUUCACUGUGGCACUCGGGGCCUACUGGAGUGGAGUUGCAGAACUUGAGAAUUUGAAAGCAACGGCAAGUCCUGGGGACAGAGAAACAAGAAGGAAGAAGGAGGAAAAUGUUACUUUCACCACUCUGACAGUUAUCUUGUUUGUUGUCAUCUGUUGCGUCAUGCUGAUUUUACUUUAUUUCUUCUACAAAUGGCUAGUGUAUGUUAUAAUACUGGUCUUCUGCUUGGCAUCUGCAAUGAGCCUGUACAAUUGUCUUGCUGCAUUAAUAGGAGAAAUCCCAUUUGGGCAGUGCAGGAUUGUGUGUGGCAACAGAAAUAUUGAAGUGAGGCUUAUUUUUCUUGCUGCAUUCUGCAUAGCAGCAGCUGCUGUUUGGGCUGUGUUCCGAAAUGAAGAUAGGUGGGCUUGGAUGUUGCAAGACAUUUUGGGAAUUGCUUUCUGCCUGAACUUCAUUAAAACACUGAAAAUGCCCAACUUUAAGUCCUGUGUGAUACUUCUAGGCCUUCUUCUUCUCUAUGAUGUGUUUUUUGUCUUCAUAACACCAUUUAUCACAAAGAAUGGGGCAAGUAUAAUGGUCGAAGUUGCAGCUGGUCCCUUUGGAAACAGUGAAAAGAAUGAUGGAAACUUGGUGGAAGUCCCUACUGAACGCUCAGCUCCCCAUGAGAAAUUACCUGUGGUUAUUAGAGUGCCUAGACUUGAAUACUCAGCAGCGACACUGUGUGACAUGCCCUUUUCAUUGCUGGGUUUUGGAGACAUUAUUGUCCCAGGCCUUCUGGUUGCCUACUGUCGAAGAUUUGAUGUUCAAACAAGUUCUUCUUCUGUAUACUAUGUUUCCUGCACAAUAGCUUAUGCCAUUGGUAUGGUGCUGACUUUUGUUGUUCUGGCAUUAAUGAAGAUGGGACAACCUGCCCUUCUCUACCUUGUACCGUGUACACUCAUUACUAGCUCUCUUGUUGCUUGGAGGCGCAAAGAGAUGAAAAAGUUCUGGAAAGGAAGCAGUUAUCAGGUAUCGGACUCUCCCAGGACGCCUUUGCUACAAGUAGAGCAGUGGAUAGCGAAACAAGCUGCUUUUUCGUCUGGGAAGAACAAAAUUGUCCUGUGUUACUCAGAUGAUGGAACAUCUGGAUUACCCAGGAAAUGAAGAAGGCACGGCACCGGCCAGUGAGCAGCCUGGAGGACAAUAACAUCUAGGAUCCUGGCUUAAAAUAGUAUUGAAAUUUUUUACAGAUGAGUUGCAGUAAAUUUGGUGAAAUUUUCUAGAGUAUUUCAUGCUCUGUGUAGAAGGGUUUUUACUCACACACCUAUAUUUUUAUGACAAAUAUUGUUCAUAACAUAAGAGUAAUCAAAAUAGAUCUGCAUUUUUACAGCCAAAACAUAUCUAAUAAAACUGUGCCUUAUUUUGGUUUAAAUGAAUGGAUAUUUUCUAUGCAAUUUUCCAAAUGUUCUUCUAUACAGUGUAUUUUUAUAAAAUUUUCUUGCCCUUAUCACUUUGCAUGAGAUGUCUUGUUAAUUUUGAAUAAGGCUGGUCAAAUUUAAUUUAAAAAAUAAACAGUAAUAGCAGAAUUCUUCACAGGAUUGCUUUCCAGAUUUUGAAUGUGAAGACAGAUAUUAAUGUAACUACAGAAUGAAACUAUAGUUCUGCAAGUAAUUGAAGAAACAGUGUGUAAUGUUAAUCUAUGUAGAUCGUAAGCCAUAAAAUAGAUAACAGGGCAAAUUUUAAUUUGUAGUUGUGAGCUUUCUUUUUUUGUUUCAUUUUUCUUGGUGGGAUUUUUUGUUUGUUUUUUUCUCUGUAGUUUCACAGGCUUAUGCCUUGAUCAUGAAAAUUGUUAAGCUUUGAUGCACAGCUUUGGAUUAUAUGCAUUGUCAACCAUCAAAAACACUAAAGGUGUGUGUGGGAGUUACUUACAGGGUGGCACUGGAAACUUAGAUGCAGCUCCUGGAGUAGCUGGCAAACAAGACAGUGUUAAAGGCCAGAAGCUUUUGUUCAACAAGUGCGAUGUAAAUCUUUGAGAGGGGAAAAAACCUGGAAUUUUAUGUCUGGACUGGUUCUUCUCUUACCUGUCAGAACUUGAUCUAUGUAUGUGGUCUUCAUUUGGCUUUGCAUCAGUUCAAAGAGAUGGGGGAUGAGAGGGCACAUGUUUCUAGCUUUUGUAUCUGUACUGCAGCUUUUUUUUUUUUUUCUUUCUACAUUAAAGAAACAACUGUUUUUGAAAAUUCAUUGUGGUUGAUGGACAAACAACUGGUUUGAAUAGCAUUAGCCUGCUUGUGUUAGUUAAGACCACUCAGUGCUUUUGUUUAACUUGAUGAAUCCUAAUUUGUUUUAGCAUUUUUAUACUCUAAAGUUAAGAACUCUCAAAGACUUGGAAAAGGAAAAUUGGUUUGAACCAUUACUUUGCUUUUAGAAGAGGUUGAGUUUGUGUGCUUGUUUGAUGCUUUUUUUUUUUUUUUUUAGUUCUUUUGUGGGGGGAACUGCAAAUUGAGGGGAUUAGGCAUAGAAAAUUGGUAAAACUGUAAUGCUAACAAUUUACACCAAAGAAAAUUGGAGAAGUCAACUACAAGGAAUCACCGAGUUCACUUACUGCUACCAUCAGGUAGUCAUGAAAACGUUUUUCCUAUUUUUAAUUGAAUGUAAUUCCUAAAGUCAGUACAAGUCGAAGAACCAUACAGAAAACAACCAAAUAAGCACAUGCUGGGCAAUGGCAGCGCAGCCCUUCCUGCAGUGCCUCACAUAAGUGCCUCAGUGUUGGUCUGAAAGUCACCUCUAGACACUAACAGUUAGGGGUGUGUUGGCUCAGGAGAACUUAUACUGGUUAAAUCUGGUUUAGCUAGAUUUACUUUGGAAGUAUGCUAAUUAAGACAACUGUAAAACUAUGUUGUCAGUUAAAAAAGGCUUACUGCAAAUGUACUGCUUGAUGUAACUUAUAUCAAGUUUAAACUGUUUUGUUCUCAAGAGUCCUGAUGUAAACAAACUUACAGUCUCAGUGUCAGUUGUUGCUCUUCACACAAAUUGACCAUGGUGCCAGUUGAUACGGGUAAGAUAACCACCUUGUUUGUAGCUUUGUAACUUCUCUAAGAAAACAGGAAGCAUUUUCAAGUUACUAAUUGCCUGUCAUACCUUUCUUGAUCUGAGCCUGAGCUGACAGCUUCACAAUAAAAUGGUCUUGCACACUAUCUUUAAUUUUUAUUUAAUUCAGGCAGGUGGGCUAGCUGACACUUAAUCAGUUACAGUAUUCCUUGAUGUUCUGACAGCAGACAGAAAAUUCCGUGCUGAUUUGUUGUCAUGGUCUUUGACAAGCCCAGUACCUGCCAAAGCUAAGUGCUUGUGAAGAAGUGUUUGGAAAUUCCUGAAAGACAUGACGCUGUAACUCACUGCAAGUCGGAGUACUCAGAGCUCUCAGAACCUUUGCGAACCUAUGUGAAAUGACUUCUUUUUCUGUGAAAUCUUCUGUGUAGAGGAUUUAUGUAAUUUUUGCCUGGAACUGAUAAUGGUACUGAUAAUGGACUAGUAUAAAUUAAGAUGAUCGUUGUCAACAGGAGUGUGCAGUCAGCAGCUGGCUGUGGAAUCUCUGUUGUGUUCUGUGCCUGAUUAUGCUUCUUGCCUGACAAUUCCUGAGGUUUCACACAUGUGCUGCAAUUUGAUGGGAUGUAAACUAACUUUUUUCUUUUAUAAAUGCUUAGGAGCUUUGUUUACAAAAAUGACAGAAUUUUAAAUUUUAUAUAAAUAACAAAUUAGUUCUGACUACUGAAAUUAAGUUUUUAUAAGCUUAAUAGAAUUCAUAGCAAGACUUUUAGUGGUUUUGAAUGUUUCUAAUGUUAAAUUUGGUUGGGCUAAACACUAUGUUAAAAUCAUUUUUAAUAAUAUAAAAACCUUGCUACUUUACAUUGUGUGUUUACUGACAACAACCCCCUUUCUCAUGACUCUGAAGUUAUCACUUUAAGAUUGUUAUUAAUAAAUGUUACAUGUGUUUAAAAAACAAAA
Lagopus leucura (white-tailed ptarmigan) is the source of this 4562-nucleotide messenger RNA. It is a transcript of the gene SPPL2A, whose product is annotated as signal peptide peptidase like 2A. The record is from RefSeq and is a predicted model, not a curated record. NCBI's taxonomy places the organism in Eukaryota, Metazoa, Chordata, Aves, Galliformes, Phasianidae. Bases 51 to 1724 code for a protein of 557 amino acids. The transcript has 18 exons. Gene Ontology annotation, molecular function: aspartic endopeptidase activity, intramembrane cleaving. Gene Ontology annotation, cellular component: lumenal side of endoplasmic reticulum membrane; Golgi-associated vesicle membrane; lysosomal membrane. Gene Ontology annotation, biological process: membrane protein proteolysis.